GGCUCCCCCACUCGAGGCCGUUGAGCGGGAAGGCAGCUGGAAGGAAGGCAGCUGCAGAGAACUGCCAGGCCUGGCGGAGAGGUGGCGCCCUUUGUUUGUAUGCAGGCCGAGUGGCCAGAUCUGGAAGAGGAUCCACUUCCUUGGCCUCCUCUUUUGGAAUCGUUGCAAUCCCCUCCCAGUUCUGCCUCCUGGCACUUGCCGGGCACUUCACGGCAGACGCCGGUUCACGCUUCCAUUCUUUGCAGGGAAAUCUUGCAGGGCCAGACGCCCAUCCUCACCUUCCAGGACGGCAGGGCUACGCUUCGGGUCCAGAACGGUGACCAGAGUGUGACCUUCGACCUGGACAAAGCCUCGGUCCCCGAAGCCAAGAGGCAGCUGCAGGACCUCACCUUCGGCCUGGUGGAGCAGCUGCAGGCGCUGGAGAAACGCCUGGAAGAGGUCACAGCCACUGCCACCCCCGUGGCCCUCAGGAGCCCCGAGAAGGCCUCAGCGAGACAGAGACUCUUGGGAGCAGACUUCAGUCCACGGAAGCCCAGAGGAGAGGCUAGUCCAAGCAAGCGGCGCCUGCCUGGCGAAUCCCUCAUUAACCCUGGAUUCAGAAGCAAGAAGACCCCGACGGGAGUCGACUUUGAGGAUGCCUGAACCGCUUUCUUAAUCAAAUGGG
Pseudonaja textilis is the source of this 664-nucleotide messenger RNA. NCBI's taxonomy places the organism in Eukaryota, Metazoa, Chordata, Lepidosauria, Squamata, Elapidae. The record is from RefSeq and is a predicted model, not a curated record.